AUGAAACAAACUACUGACAUGGCGAUUACAUUAGAUUUGGAUAAUCUAAAGGAAUUAGAAUCAACCUAUUUAGACUGCUUAAAAGAUGUGCCAACCCCUGCCUCAAGUUUUAUUAGUAAAAUAAUGAGAAUGGAAUAUGAUUUAGACAAAAAUGAUGACAAACUAUUCGCAAUCUAUCUAAAGCUCUGUGGCAAUAAUUAUCAUUUAGAUGCCAUUCGAUUAACUGAUGCUGACUUAUCACCACUUUUUCUAGCCCUCUCACUUAAACCAUGCAUUACAGUGUUGGAUUUACGCUACAAUCGUAUAUCAGAUAGUGGAGCCAAGACAAUAUCUUCAUUUUUGAAUGUUGAUAACUUAUUGGAAGAAUUAAAUCUCAUGAGCAAUGAUAUUACCGAAGAAGGUGCGGAAUUUUUGGCUAAUUCCCUGAAGAAAAAUAAAAAUCUCGUCAUCUUAAAAAUGACUGGCAAUCCUAUCGGAUCUAAAGGAGGUUUAUGUUUUGCACAGGCAUUACAGGUUAACGUGACCCUUGAAUUCAUUGACCUUGGAGAAUGUGAUCAGGAUAUAACCAGUUGUAUUGCGUUUGCCACUGUUUUAAGACGGAACAAAUCUAUUAUUGGGAUUAAUUUAAAUCGGCAAAUACUAUGGACAUUACAGGAGGAACCAACUGUACACUUGGCUGAUAUGUUAUGUGUGAAUAGAACUUUAAAGGAAUUACACUUAUCUAAGUGUGAUAUGCAUGAUUUUGGUGCUGCACGUCUAGCUGAAGCAAUGGAACGCAAUGAUACUUUAGAACUACUGGAUAUUAGCGCCAAUCGUAUUUCAUGUGAUGGAGCAAUUUCUUUAUCGAAAUAA
Messenger RNA from Heterobilharzia americana, 852 nucleotides. The record is from the annotation of a GenBank genome assembly. NCBI's taxonomy places the organism in Eukaryota, Metazoa, Platyhelminthes, Trematoda, Strigeidida, Schistosomatidae.